GAAACAUUUUCUAACCAUCGUCAAGAUUCAUGGAUUAUGAUGCCCUUCUCGAACGCUCGAACGAGCUCGUUCCUCCGUUACUUGCCCCGUCCUAAUGCCGAAACGAGACGGGCUGCCCUUCAUGCCUGUCUCGCUUCCCAGUUUCCAUCCACGCUCUCUCUAUCGUCUCCACCUCGAAACCAUGAGAGCCUGACUCGGAUCCUCACACGCCACAUAUCGAUUCUCCCGGUCGUAAAGGGGAUGCUUAACGUACCAGCUAUCGUUCAAUGUACUGUAUUGUAUCUACACCGCUGCGUAAACAUGUCAGCCAAAAUACUGAUACGGAGUGUCUCUGCUCGACAAAAGCUUUUGUGGCCUAUAAGGCCCUUUCUCGGCUUAUAAGGACUAAAUUUGUCCCUCUAUGACGUGCAUUAGCUAGCAUACUAGCCGUGAACAGAUAAAGUCUUCUUGGCUUGACAUUUCUAGAAACAAAGCUCUGGUCACUACUGUAAGUAAUACCUCAUGUACGUGACA
This is a messenger RNA of Pseudovirgaria hyperparasitica, 513 nucleotides long. RefSeq lists its product as uncharacterized. The transcript has a single exon. The record is from RefSeq and is a predicted model, not a curated record. NCBI's taxonomy places the organism in Eukaryota, Fungi, Ascomycota, Dothideomycetes, Acrospermales, Acrospermaceae. The coding region runs from base 37 to 381 and encodes 114 amino acids.